This is a messenger RNA of Salvia miltiorrhiza (redroot sage), 3301 nucleotides long. Its product is annotated as receptor-like protein 7. NCBI's taxonomy places the organism in Eukaryota, Viridiplantae, Streptophyta, Magnoliopsida, Lamiales, Lamiaceae. Gene Ontology annotation, molecular function: protein binding. The transcript has a single exon. The record is from RefSeq and is a predicted model, not a curated record. The coding region runs from base 79 to 3126 and encodes 1015 amino acids.
GUUGAAUCUCAAUCCAUCUUUCUAGUGGCUUAUUUAAAGCCACAUGCACAUAUCUCAUAUAUACCUGCAAGUUUCACAAUGCUUCCAAAGCUGUUCUUCACCAUUUCUACACUAAUUUCCUCCUUCACCUUCACUUAUUCUCACACCCAAUGUCUUCACCAUCAGAAAACCUUGCUGCUUCAGUUCAAGAACGACUUGAUAUUCGAUUCUUCUUUCUCAACAAAGCUGGUGCAGUGGAAUCAAACGGAUGACUGCUGCAGCUGGCACGGCGUGGCAUGCGACGCUGCAGGCAACGUCGUGAGCCUGCACCUCGACGACGAGGCCAUCUCCGGUGGCAUCGGGGAUUCAUCGACUCUGUUCAGACUCGCACAUCUGCAGAAACUAAACCUGGCCUACAAUAACUUCAACUCCACUCCCAUCCCAAGAGCUAUCCACAAUCUCACCUAUUUGACACACUUCAAUUUGUCAAAUGCUGGUUUUGGAGGGCAGGUUCCGGCAGAGAUCUCCUCGUUGAGGCGACUGGCGAGCCUCGAUCUCUCCAACGAUUACUGGGACAUCGACGAGCCUCUGAGACUGGAGCACCCAAACAUGGAAAUGCUACUCCAAAACAUGACAAGUAUUACAGAGUUGUAUCUUGAUGGCGUCUUUCUCUCAUCUCAUGAGAGGAGAAAAUGGAGCCAUAUCGUAUCAUCGUCUCUUCCCAACCUCACCGGCUUGAGCUUGGUCUGGUGCUCGUUGUCCGGCCCUUUGGCUAAGUCCUUUUCGCGUCUCCAUUCCCUUUCUGUUCUUCGACUGGAUUCAAACAAUCUGUCAGCUGUAGCCGCGGACAUGUUCAUCAAUUUCUCGAGCUUGACCACCUUGAGUCUUUUCAACUCGGGCUUGAAGGGCUCUUUCCCUAGCAAGAUCUUCCAGAUACCUUCUUUGCAGUAUCUUGAUUUAUCUGGAAAUGAAAUGCUUAGUGGAAGCAUACCACCAUUUCCUCAAACUGGAUCUCUCAAGUCUUUACUGCUGAGGGCCACAAAUUUCUCAGGGUCGUUACCAAAUUCAAUUGGUAAUCUCAGAGACUUGUCAGAGAUAAACUUGGGUGGUUGCAAGUUUACUGGCUCGCUUCCAUCUUCCUUUGCCAACCUCACCGAGUUAAUGUAUGUCAACUUGUCGUAUAACUUCUUCACAGGCUCGCUUUCUUCUGCGUUGUUUGGAGGUCUUCUGAAGCUCGUUCGUCUAGAUUUGCUGGCCAAUUCAUUCUCGGGUAAUCUUCCCCACUCUCUCUUUAGUCUCCCUUUAUUGGAGGAGCUCUAUCUUAGCCAAAACCAAUUUAUUGGACUUGUUGAAGAAUUUUCCAUUGUGAAUGGCUCUAACAUUGCUAUUUUAGAUUUGAGUAGUAAUCGACUAGAAGGGCCUAUUCCUGACUCUCUCUUCCAACUCCAAAGCCUCGAGUCUUUGUUGCUUUUUGGGAACUUGCUUAAUGGCAGUUUCCAACUAGACAUGAUUCAGAAACUUUCUAGUCUCACACUCCUUGAUCUAUCCGACAACAAUUUGUCAGUGCUCAUAGGCAACAUUAGCUCGAGUUCAUAUGGAUUUCCACAGCUAAACGAGCUGCGCCUAGCUUCGUGUAACGUGUAUGAUUUUCCCGAGUUCAUAAAACAUUCCGAUGAUUUGAGUACACUAGACCUCUCAAACAAUCGGAUUGGUGGGGAGAUACCUAGUUGGAUUUGGGGAACACAGCUUCAGUUUUUGUUACUCUCUUUUAAUCUUCUAACACAUCUGCAAAAGCCUUACCAUAUCCCUGCUUCUCUUCAAUUACUAGACUUGAACUCUAACAAGCUGAGGGGUGAACUGCAAUUCCUCAUUCCACAAAACACCGAAAACAUCAUCUCUAAUCUUCAGUACCUGUUACUUGCUAGUAACAAUUUAAGCGGCUCGAUUCCCACGUCUCUAUGCAGUGCCACAAAGCUCAGUGUUCUUGACUUGUCUGCCAAUAAAUUGAGUGGCAGUAUACCCCCUUGCCUUGUUGAGAACGUUGGAGUCGUGCUCGAUCUUAGGAAGAACAACAUCAGUGGUCGCAUCCCAGAUAAAUUUCCUCUCGGUUGUAGCCUACAAUAUCUUGAUCUCAACAGCAAUGCUUUACAAGGGAAAAUCCCAAAGUCCCUUGAGAGGUGCAAGUUGUUGGAGUUCAUGAACGUUGCGAACAACCUCAUCAACGACACUUUCCCAUGCAUAUUGAGCUUGCGUGUUCUUGUUUUGCACUCCAACAGAUUCCAUGGAGAGGUGAGAUGUCACAAGAGCUGGCCCGAUCUUCAAAUUGUGGACGUAUCUUCAAAUAAUUUCAGUGGAAGCUUGGAAUCGAUAAACUUGUCUAGUUGGAGGGGAAUGGUGUUAGACAGUGUGAGGUACAACCGUUUAACCUCUAAAGUUUUGAAGGUGUCAAGCUUCUAUAAGGGUGGGGUUAGAUUGAUCAUGAAAGGGCAGGCUGUAGAGCUUGUCAAGAUUUGGCCCGAUUUUACUGCCGUUGAUUUCUCUUGCAAUAAUUUUCAAGGACAGAUACCAAAUGCAAUUGGUGAUCUUAGGUCGCUUCGUCUUCUCAACUUCUCCCACAAUGCUCUUAGUGGAAGCAUCCCAAAGUCAUUUGAUCAGAUAAGGAAUCUUGAAUCACUCGACCUCUCUGAAAACCAACUAACGGGGGAGAUCCCAACUGAGCUUGCUGGACUUACAUUCCUUUCAGUCUUGAAUCUGUCCUACAAUAAGCUGGUUGGAGAGAUCCCAAAUGGCCGUCAGUUUCAAACAUUUUCAGCUGAUUCCUUCAAAGGGAAUCCGGGGUUGUGUGGUUUCAAUCUCAACAUAACCUGCAGUGAUAGUGAUGGUAGUGAUCAUUUGUCGCCACAGGUAGAUGAAAAUGGGGAAGAGAAGAGUACUGAGAUAGAGUGGGAAUACGUAUGUGCUGCACUUGGAUAUGUUGUGGGCUUAGGAAUCAUUGUGUGGCUACUUUUAUUCAGCCGAAGCUUCCGAGAGAAAUACUUUGGAAAAGUGGAAGAGGUUUUUGAAGAUAUAUGUGAUGCCCGAGAUAAGAGAAGAAGAAGAAGAAGACAGGCAAGAAGAGUAGUGAGGAAUCAAGUGAGGAGACAUUAGUGUUGGCAUUGCUAUUUAGUUUCUUUAAGGUGUGUAGUUCGCAUGUGCAUGUUUUUAUGUUGACAGUUUGGUCUGACAAAGACUUGUAAUAAACACUAUCUUAUUGAAUAUAUAUUUGGCAAUUUAAUAGAAACAAGGAAUUUAUCUUAAUUUUUAAAAUUAAGAGAAAUCUAUA